This is a messenger RNA of Melanotaenia boesemani (Boeseman's rainbowfish), 1583 nucleotides long. It is a transcript of the gene nrm, whose product is annotated as nurim. Gene Ontology annotation, cellular component: nuclear membrane. Bases 35 to 877 code for a protein of 280 amino acids. The transcript is spliced from 4 exons. Lineage: Eukaryota; Metazoa; Chordata; Actinopteri; Atheriniformes; Melanotaeniidae. The record is from RefSeq and is a predicted model, not a curated record.
UGGGGACGUGAAAUGAAGAUAAACGCUCAUUGAAAUGGCGUCAGUGACGGUACGGAGCUGGGUUCUUUGCACGGUGUCACUGCUAAAUUUAUUGUUUGUAUUUAUAUCCGGAGCCGACUUUAUUCGGUUUGUAUCAUUUCGAGCAAUUUAUCAUAACAUUACAGGGGAGACGACACUCUGUCAAGACUCCAUACCGUGGUCGGUGGCCUUGAGCGACAGCUCUGUCCUCAAGUCACUUGCAGUGGAUCUGUGCCUGCUGGCUCUCUUCACUACACAGCACAGUUUGCUGGCCUGGUCACCUGUCAAACAGGCCCUUCAGUCUGUGCUGGGGUCCCUCAACAGGACUGCAUACUGCUUCACUACUGCACUGGUUCUUCAGAUCUUGAUACGUUAUUGGCAACCUGUGACUGGGGCCCCCUGUUUGUGGUCAGUACGUCAUGCACCCUGGAGUAUCUGGUUUCCUUUGCUCUGUUUUGCUCUGCACUUCCUCUGCUGGUCCAUCAUCUGCAGCAUCCUCAUGAUAUUUGAUUAUCCAGAAUUAUUGGGUAUCAAGCAGGUGUAUUAUGAGUGUCUUGGUUUAGGAGACCCUCUCUGUCAAAAGUCACCACAUGUCCAGCGACUCCUGUCCCACCUCCGCCAUCCGGUGUGCCUGGAGCUGGGCAUCAUCCUGUGGCUCCUGCCGGCCUUAUCCCUGGACAGGCUCCUGCUGGCGGGGACUAUGUCGACCUAUCUGGCCCUGGCACACUCCCUGGACAAGCAGGAUUUAGCCUUCCUCUGUGUGCAGCUUAAAAGUAAGAUGCAGCUCUUUGCUGAGCCACAGCAGGGCAGUACUGACACCACAACCGACCAGGACAACAGAAACCACAAGAAGAACUGAGGUCAAGGUUGCCCCACUGCCCCAAUCCGAAGCUGCCUUGUUAUUAACAAGAAAUAUUCUUUCAGGGAUGUUUGUUUGUUUUGCAUCUUGGAAUGUGGGUUUUUUUAAAAGGUGAUUUUCAUUGCAUUUUUUAACCUUUUGGCUUGUAUUAGACUGACAGAACAAUUAUACAAUAACACGCUCAAUGUUCCUGUUUUAAACUGCACUGACUUGUUUUCGUUUGUUCCUCAGAAUAUUUUUUAUGAUCUGUUACAUCUAGGUGUCAAGUAUGUUGACAUUAUGCUGAUUUCGGAUUUAAUUCUUCUUGGAAAACAGUGUCAGACUGAAAUUUCACACUGAGAAGAACUGCUUGGGGGGAACAAACAAAGCCUUGUAUCAUUUCUGAUGCUAUGAAUGUAUUUCCUCAGUUAUUUCAUUGAAUCUGUGUUGAUAGCAUCAGAUUCAUAGAACAUCAGAUUAAUAUGUGACUUGAAGCUGAACACACUAAACAAACUGGGUUGAUAUUUCAUGCCUCAACUUAAUUGCUAUUUAAGUUAGCUCCUGUUAGCAUAACAGGGUAAUUUGCGUUUUUCAUUUUCAGCUCACAGUACUGUAUUGCUUGAUUUCAUAUAUUUUGUACACUAAUGUUGGUUUUCCAUUAGUCUGCACUGUUUCAGUGUAACUAUAAUAACGUUCAGUAUUUUGAAUAAAUUUAUUGUGAAUGUUG